UUCAUAGCUGCCUGCUUUGUCUCUGAUCAGCCCGGUUGGUAUGUCGGCUUAAACAUGUCUACACGUGGACAUUGCUAAGUUCAAUUUUGGUUCGAUUUCAUUAUUUAAUGAGCUGGACCCAGGCUGUUGUUUUCAGUUCAAUCGCAAUACGGGAGCCUGUUGUGCCACGUGAGAGCUUUUGUUUAAUCGCUUUAAGGAUUCACCGCUGCUGUGCUCGUAAGAGACAGGUCAAGUCUAAGUGUCAAAGAAUGUUUUGUGACAAAAAGUGGAAGAGGAAGAAAUGUCACCGUUUGACUUUUUGGUUGUUUAUCAUUAACCAGUGGUUGAAUAAAGAAAUGUGUUGCUGUUUUAUGUCAAUGUUAUGCACACCAAGCCAGUCAGUGCUUUGUAGUUAUUGCGUGAGAAAAAUCUGAAAUGAGAAUUUUUGAUCAAGUAACGCAGAGAUUUUUAUCACCCCAAAAAGUAACCUUGAAAAAAGGAUUUUGAUUUGAUGAACCCGACUCGAAUCGUUAUAUUUUAAAAUUGUUGCAGCCAUGACUUGUCUUGAAUUGUCUUUUAUGACGGGUGUACCCCAGAUAUAAAUCGGUUUGAUGCUGCUGAAAAUGUGUUUCGUUGCAUUUCAUGGACUUGGAUAAUUUGUCUUUUGGAGAGCUUUUACACGAUGGACAUUGACCCUACACAUUUUGCAAUCCAGCACUAUAAACCUUUAAAUCCAAAUCAAAUCGGCACCCUAAUCCUGUUCAUUAUUGGAAAGGUGGUAUUUUGGUUCAUAAGAUCCAUCUCUCAUCUCUCAUUGUUUGCUUCUGUGCACGGGAGUCAAACACCAAUAUUGUACGGUGGGAAAAUAUUGCCGCUGACGCGAUUGACAGCAGCAGCACCAAGCCGCAACAUUUUCCAGUGGCCCUACGAUACCAUCAUUCUGAAAAAUUGCUCUGGUGGCGGGGCUGGAGCUGCUUACGGUAGCAUUUUUAAUUCAGAAAUAUUUACAGUGUACUCCAUCCAGUCAAUGAACACGUUGAAUUGAUCGCCGGCCUCCAUUCAUUCACACCCAUCUCACCCCCCGUUCAUCAAAUUGGCGUGACCUAUCGCUGCUGGCAUCAUGAAGAAGGCGGGGGGGAGCAGGGAGACUUUCCCAUCUUGAGGAUAUAAAUAUGAGGAGGAGGAAGAGCAGCAGAAGUGAUUCAGGACCUUUUCACCCUUCUCGACACCGAAGCUGUGCGCUCUUUCAUCAUGAAUGGUUUGAAGACCAUCACUUUAACUUAUAUUCUGACUCUCUUACUGGUUGCGUUUGUCACACAAACCUGGAGCGCGCCGAAGGGCUCUUUCCAAAGGAGAAACUGGACACCGCAGGCUAUGCUGUACCUCAAAGGCACUCAAGGACGCAGGUUCAUCUCAGAGGACCGAAAAGAGGGCGACGUGUAUGACACUUUACACUUAGAGACCCGCAGUCAGAACACAGAGAAGCUGAGUGUGGACCAGGCUGCCACUAUUUUGCUCAACUUCUUGCAGCAAGCUAGGGAUGGGGCUGAUGAAAACCUCGAGGAGGUGUACUUCCAGGAGAUGCCAGUGUGGAAGAGAGAAUACUUCUGAAAGUCGUCCUCCGCUCCCU
Molecule: messenger RNA, 1609 nt
Organism: Hippocampus comes (tiger tail seahorse)
Lineage: Eukaryota; Metazoa; Chordata; Actinopteri; Syngnathiformes; Syngnathidae
Gene: spx
Product: spexin hormone
Exons: 6
Coding region: 1231-1590 (119 amino acids)
Molecular function (GO): neuropeptide hormone activity
Source: RefSeq, a predicted model, not a curated record